UUUUUGUCUCAAGUUGCAGACUCUCGCUCUCUCUCUCUCCUGACAUCUGAGCAGUGAGCUGGAAACUUAGAAGCGUGUGGAGUUAGCAUACCAAGAAAGAUAGGAGAGAAGGAAAGGGAGAAGAAAAGUAAAGUAGAGCAAUUUGUAGCAGUGGGGGCAGUGCAGAGAAGAUCAGAGGAAGGAUGCAGCAACACCUUAUGCAGAUGCAGCCUAUGAUGGCAGGAAGCCAUAACCUCAGCAGCAUCACUACUGAUCACAUCCAACAGUACUUAGAUGAGAACAAGUCAUUGAUUUUGAAAAUCCUUGAGAGCCAAAAUUCAGGGAAACUCAGUGAAUGUGCAGAGAACCAAGCAAGACUUCAGCGAAACCUUAUGUACCUUGCUGCAAUUGCUGAUUGCCAACCACAACCGCCAUCCCUGCAGGCUCAGUUUUCCCCCAAUAUGGUCAUGCAACCAGGAGUCAACUACAUGCAGCACCAACAAUCCCAACAGAUGAUGCCACAGUCACUAAUGGCAGCCCGAGCACCGAUGUUGUAUGCUCAGCAGCAUCCAUAUUUGGCAUUGCAGCAGCAACAAGCUCUACAAAGCCAGCUUGGCAUGAGCUCCACUGGAAUGGGUGGAAUCCACAUGCUACAAAGUGAACCUAAUGUUGGAGGGAAUGGGACUGGAGCCUUUUCCGAUCUUGGUCGCAGCAUGACUGGGGAGGGCUUGUCGGCUGUGAGCAGGGGACUGGGUAGUGCAAGCAAGCAAGAUGUGGGGAGUGUAGGCUCUGCGGAAGGUCGACGUGGCUACUUGGGAGGGCAAGGUGCAGAUAAAGGAGAAGCUCUUUACUUUAAAAGUGCUGAAGAGAGGGACUGAGAGGUCAAAAAAAUGCUCUGGUGUUUGGCCCCUUGUGUUUCUGAGAGGAGGUUUUGGUAAUGACACACAAAUCUAGUUAGCUAAUGGAAUUUUUGUCCUCAUGACUAACGCCAAUAGCGAAUCUGAGGCCCUUUGGUCCCAUAAUGUAUUAAGACAUCUUGAAGACGACGGUAUGUUGAGGGAAUGAUACGCUUAAAUCUCUUCUUUUCU
This is a messenger RNA of Vitis riparia (riverbank grape), 1067 nucleotides long. RefSeq names its product GRF1-interacting factor 1-like. Gene Ontology annotation, cellular component: nucleus. Gene Ontology annotation, biological process: positive regulation of transcription by RNA polymerase II; leaf development; cell population proliferation. Lineage: Eukaryota; Viridiplantae; Streptophyta; Magnoliopsida; Vitales; Vitaceae. The record is from RefSeq and is a predicted model, not a curated record. Bases 183 to 857 code for a protein of 224 amino acids. The transcript is spliced from 5 exons. Gene Ontology annotation, molecular function: transcription coactivator activity.